AUGUACUUCGUUUCUUCCGCUUUCCUCCUCGGCUCAUUUGCUCUACAGAGCGUCUUGGGCCGACCAGCCCUACAAGAAAGGCAAUCUUCUCUCGAAUCCUUCAUCAAUUCCGAGAGUUCGAUUGCUAUCGAGCAACUCCUGUGCAACAUUGGUUCUGAUGGCUGUCACUCUCAGGGUGUUGCUUCCGGUGUUGUUAUUGCGUCUCCAGAUACCGAGGACCCUGACUACUUUUUCACUUGGACUAGGGAUGCUGCUCUUGUCUUUAAAUAUGUUAUAGAUAGGUUCAUCAACCAGUACGACGCUGGCCUGCAGAAAAAGAUCCAACAAUACAUUGCAUCUCAAGCCAAGCUUCAGGGAGUUUCUAACCCUUCAGGAUCCCUCUCAGACGGUUCAGGUUUAGGAGAAGCCAAGUACGAGGUUGAUCUUAGCCCCUUUACUGGUGGUUGGGGUCGACCUCAGCGAGACGGUCCAGCUCUCCGAGCUACUGCCAUCAUCACGUAUGCUAACUGGCUGAUUGAUAACGGAUACACUUCUACCGCCUCUGACAUUGUUUGGCCUGUUGUUCGCAACGAUCUUAACUAUGUAGCUCAAUACUGGAACCAAACCGGCUUUGACUUAUGGGAAGAGGUCAGGGGAAGUUCGUUCUUCACAACCGCUUCUCAGUACCGAGCUCUCAUUGAAGGCGCCGCUCUGGCCAAAAAGCUCGGAAAAUCAGGAGACACUUACACCACUAUCGCACCUCAGGCUCUUUGCUUCUUGCAGACUUACUGGAUUCCCUCUGGCAAAUAUGUUGAUUCCAACAUCAAUGUCAACGAUGGACGUACUGGAAAGGACGCCAACAGUAUUCUCACAUCCAUCCACAACUUCGACCCUGCCCUGAGCUGCGAUGCCGCUACUUUCCAACCAUGCAGCGAUAAGGCCCUCGCCAACCAUAAAGCAGUUACCGAUUCUUUCCGCUCAUGGAACAUCAACAAGGGAAUCUCCCAGGGAAGCGCCGUAUCUGUUGGAAGAUACAUCGAAGAUGUUUAUUACAACGGUAACCCUUGGUACCUUGCUACGCUCGCUGCGGCUGAACAGCUCUACGAUGCGCUUUACGUCUGGAAGCAAAAGGGAUCCAUCACUGUCAACGACGUUUCUCUUUCCUUCUUCAAGGAUCUUGUCUCUGGGAUAUCUACUGGUACUUAUGCUAGCGAUUCUACCACCUUCGAGGCCAUCACCGAUGCCGUCUCCAAGUAUGCUGAUGGAUAUGUGAGCAUUGUCCAGAAGUAUGUUGGUGACAAUGGCGCCUUAGCAGAGCAGUUUGACAAGAACAACGGACGUCCCCUUUCUGCCACAGACCUGACCUGGUCGUAUGCUGCUUUCCUCUCUGCUGCUGACCGCCGAGCCGGUAUUGUCCCUCCUUCUUGGGCGAGCGGCGCAGCUGUUGUUCCUCAGCAGUGUGGAACUCAGACCGUCGCUGGCUCGUACUCGCUCGCCACUGCAACCUCGUUCCCGCCAUCGCAGACUCCCAAGGGCGGCGUUCCAUCCCCCACGGGCACCCAGCCUACAACUUCACCUACUUCUUGUGCUAUCGCGACUUCAGUUGCUGUUACAUUCGUUGAGACGGUCACCACCAACUUCGGCGAGACCAUCAAGAUUGUUGGCAACAUCCCUGCUCUUGGUAACUGGGACACUUCGAAGGCUGUUGCUCUGAGUGCCUCUGACUACACCUCUUCCAACCCUGUGUGGAAGGCAACCAUCUCUCUUGCGACAGGACAAGAUAUCCAGUACAAGUACAUCAACGUUAAGAAGGAUGGCUCUGUCACCUGGGAGAAGGACCCCAACCGCACCUACACUGUCCCCAAGACAUGCGCUACAAAGGCCACCAAGACGGAUAAGUGGCAGUCGUAA
Molecule: messenger RNA, 1890 nt
Organism: Fusarium venenatum
Lineage: Eukaryota; Fungi; Ascomycota; Sordariomycetes; Hypocreales; Nectriaceae
Product: Six-hairpin glycosidase-like protein
Biological process (GO): polysaccharide catabolic process
Cellular component (GO): fungal-type vacuole
Molecular function (GO): glucan 1,4-alpha-glucosidase activity; starch binding
Source: RefSeq, a predicted model, not a curated record